This is a messenger RNA of Acanthocheilonema viteae, 393 nucleotides long. Lineage: Eukaryota; Metazoa; Nematoda; Chromadorea; Rhabditida; Onchocercidae. The record is from the annotation of a GenBank genome assembly.
AUGUUGGCGUAUGUUCUAGAUGAUUCAAAUAACGAACUGGAAGAGGUUCAAUGCCAUAUUUCGAAAGUAAUCUUACAUUCCCUGUUGAAAUGUCUUGAUCGUUAUGCGACAUCAUUCGAUUAUCUCGUGAUUUGCGUUUCUGUUGAGAACAUUGUUGUGAAUCGCGAUAACUCCUUUACUAUUUUUGGCAACUCAUUGUUAGUGCACAAAAAGCGGGAUAUUAGGCCCAAUGAAGUAGAACCCGUUUAUGUUACUAAUGCUAUUAGUAUUCCAGAUUUAGUGAAAACUAUAUUAAUAGGAGAGGUAGCGGAAGGUGCUGAAUGUCUUAUCAGAGGUGAUGAAAGCGACGAACCAAUCCGUAGUCAUAUUUUCCGUACAUGCGAGAAUUCAUAA